AUGGCGAUAAAGCAGGUUCGAGUUGUUCGGCUCGCGCAUGUGGUGUACCAGCAUCCGGAUCUGGAACGAGCAUUGUCCUUUCUCCUUGAUUUCGGCUUUGUGGAAGAGCAUCGUACGCCGGAACGAAUCUACCUCCGCGGGUAUGGUAUUCAACCAUACAUAUACGUUGCGGAGGAAUCGCCAGAUGCGAAGCGACAUUUCAAGGGGGCAUACUGGGUUGUUGAUACUCUAGCAGAUUUGGAAGCAGCUGCGGCUCACCCCAGUGCUUCUGCGGUGAAAGAUAGCGACGCACCAGGCGGUGGAAAGGUUGUCACUGUUGAGGAUCCCAACGGCUUUCCUGUCGGCUUUGUCUUUGGCCAGAAGCUCAGAGAGAGUGACGGGCCUGCGCCACCUUUGGAGAAGACCGAUCCCAUUCCUAAUUUUGCACUUGAGAAGCCCAGAAAAGGGACAUUUCGACGCUUCAAGACUGGGCCAUCCGCCGUUCACAAGCUCGGCCAUUAUGGGUUUAUCGUCCCCGCCAGCAAAUUCGAUAGCACGCUUUCCUUCUACCAAAGUCUAAUCAAUAUCAAACCCACGGACGCGGUGUUCAAUCCCGGCACUGGAAAAGACGAGACAUGUUUCUGUCACAUAGACCUCGGGCCGGAGUAUACAGACCACCACAGCUUCUUCUUGGCCGCGGCCCCAGAAGGACGACCACCAGUCGUCCAUCACUCGAGCUACGAAGUUAAUGACUUCGACACGCAGACGCUCGGCCAUGACUGGCUCCGAUCCAAAGGAUGGACCAACUGCUGGGGGAUUGGCCGACACGUCCUCGGAAGUCAGAUCUUUGACUACUGGUUCGACGGUUCAGGGAAUAUCGUGGAGCAUUAUUCCGACAGUGAUUUGGUCAACGAAGACACACCGUUUGGCCGAGAGCCCGCCGCACCGGAUUCUCUACAUGUCUGGGGUCCGAAUAUCCCUUUGGCAUUCUUGUCUGGGAAGAUCGAAGACGCAGGCAGGGAGCUGCCGGUGCCCCCAGACGCACUGGAGGCGACGCCAGCCCAGUAUGAUUUGCCGGCAGUAGCUGUUUGA
Molecule: messenger RNA, 1071 nt
Organism: Cladophialophora yegresii CBS 114405
Lineage: Eukaryota; Fungi; Ascomycota; Eurotiomycetes; Chaetothyriales; Herpotrichiellaceae
Exons: 3
Coding region: 1-1071 (356 amino acids)
Biological process (GO): L-methylmalonyl-CoA metabolic process
Cellular component (GO): mitochondrion
Molecular function (GO): methylmalonyl-CoA epimerase activity
Source: RefSeq, a predicted model, not a curated record